Messenger RNA from Oryzias latipes (Japanese medaka), 3900 nucleotides. RefSeq names its product protein kinase N3 (gene pkn3). NCBI's taxonomy places the organism in Eukaryota, Metazoa, Chordata, Actinopteri, Beloniformes, Adrianichthyidae. The record is from RefSeq and is a predicted model, not a curated record. Gene Ontology annotation, biological process: protein phosphorylation; signal transduction. Gene Ontology annotation, molecular function: ATP binding; small GTPase binding; protein serine/threonine kinase activity.
CAAGACAUGAGGAAAUGUUCCUACUGCUGGAAAGACGAGCUCACGGGGACAAUGCCAAGCUUACCUGGGCAGGUGCGCCAGACCGCUGCCUCUGAUUGGUUCUUUCACCGUCGCUGUAACAGUUGUCCACCAAUCGCCGCAGAGUGACGUCAGACCGUUCUUGAGUCAGCUUAAGUGGGUUCAAACAUUUGGUUAGAUUUGUUUUGAUAUGAGCUCAGGUGGAGCUCGCCCGGGACGCUGCUCGGUCGAUGUAAUUCUUCCCAUGUGACGGUGACUUUCCUGAGGCUCACGGAAGCUUUUGCUCACCAUUUUUGAUCAGGGAAGGGUCCCCGGGAGGGUCAAACCUCCAUCAUGUCAGGUGCAGCUCCACAGAACUGCAACCUGCAGUGCUUGGAGGAGUGGGAUAUUCUGGACCCAGAGGUUCAGCAGCGAUUGGAGGAUGCGCGCACGUCCAUCAGGCAAGAGAUCCAGCGGGAGCUGAAGAUCAAGGAGGCGGCUGAGAGACUCAAGAGAGCCGUCACUAGUCGCAGGAAUGCAGCGGAUGUUGAGGGUCAACUGAAGGUUUCAAGUCGCAAGCUGGAGAAGUUGCACUUGAAACUACAGGAGCUGAACGCGAGGUCCAUGACUGCAGAGAAGGAAAGCGCAACAGGUUCCGUGAUCAAAGUAGACAGCCAAGUCUCAGACGAGUCCUGUCAGUGGGACGAGGCCACUUCACCGCUAGCCAAUCGGAUCAAGACCCUGAAGAAACAGCUGACCAUGGAAACCAAAGUAAAACAGGGGGCUGAGAACAUGAUUCAGAUUUACUCAAACGGCUCAUUCAAGGACAGGAAGAUGCUUUCUGCCGCUCAGCAGAUGUUACAGGACAGCCGCACCAAGAUUGAGCUGCUUCGCAUGCAGAUCGUCAAAGUCAGCCAAGCCAGAGACGGAGACGCAGAGGGCACACCAGGUCACCCUGAGAAGGAGAUCAUUGAUCCUCUUGAGCUGAGAGUGGCUGAACUCAUGCACCACAUGAAAAUUGAAUCGGCCGUAGCCGAGGGAGCUAAAAAUGUGGUGAAGCACACCAUGAAUGGACGAAUGGUCAUGGACCGCCGCAUUCUCGCAGAGGCUCAGGAACGAAUGCAGGAGUCUUCUCAGAAAGUUGAUCUGCUGCGACUGUCUCUGGAGAGGCGUAUAAAUGAGCUGCCUCAGGACCAUCCCACACAGGCUGCCAUUAAAGAAGUACUAUCCUCUGGAUUCCCCCACUCCUGCAGCACUCCAGACAAACAGCCCGGAGCUCCAACCUCUUCCUCCUCAUCCACCUUCUUCAAGCCAGCCAGUCUCACAGGUCGUAUAGAGGUGUGUUUAAUGGGCUGCCAAGACCUGGUGGAGUCGGUGCCAGGUCGAACUCAUGUGACCUCCGCCCUAACCUCCUCCAGGAACUUAUCAGAUGAAAAGUCUUUUAGGCUGAGAGGUUCAGGACGCAUCAACGGCAAGACGAACAAGAGUGACGAGCUGUCCUCGGAGGUCAGUGCUGUGCUGAAGGUGGACAACAGAGUGGUGGGGCGCACGCACUGGAGGCAGCAAGGCAAAGAUGCCUGGGGUCAGAGCUUUAGCACUGAGCUGGAACGGUCUAGGGAGAUUGAAAUCGCUGUGUACUGGAAGGACUGGCGAGGACUGAGUGGAGUGAAGUUCCUGCGUCUGGAGGACUUUCUGGAUAACCGACGGCAUGGCAUGUGCCUGCAGCUGGAGCCUCAAGGCAUCCUCUUCAUCGAGGUGACCUUCAUCAAUCCUGUCAUCGAGCGACGCUCAAAGCUUCAGAGACAAAGGAGGAUUUUCCCCAAAGAAAAAGGGAAGAACUUCAUGCGUGCCGCCCAGAUGAACAUGAAUUUUGCCACAUGGGGCCGUCUGAUGAUGAGUGUUCUUCCUCCUUGCAACUCGUUGGACCCCAUGAGCCCCCCAUUGGCAGCUCCAUCACCCACUGCAGUUCAGUCCCGAGAACCUCCUGUUGUGAAACUGAACUUUGGUGAUGAACCAAAUGACAGAUCUCCUCAUCGCUCAAUGAAAGUCAUUAAAGACUCCUCACUGUCACCUAGUUUGAGUAAAAGGCUGAAGCCAAAGAGAGAUCCCUCUGUCCGUAUUUCUCAAGAGAAGGAUGCUGGACUUCAGAUGGAAGACUUCCAGUGCCUUUCAGUCCUUGGCAGAGGUCACUUUGGAAAGGUUUUGUUAGCGGAGUACAAGAAGUCAGGCAAACUGUAUGCCAUCAAAGCCCUGAAGAAAGGCGAGAUAGUGACACGUGAUGAAAUUGACAGCCUCAUGUGCGAGAAAAGGAUUUUUGAAGCAAUCAACAAGGCACAGCAUCCGUUCCUGGUGAACCUGCACGGCUGCUUCCAGACUGCAGACCACGUGUGCUUUGUGAUGGCCUACUCAUCCGGAGGGGACCUAAUGAAACACAUUCACAACCACAUCUUCAACCGAAAUCAGACUUUGUUUUACUCCUCAUGUGUGCUGCUGGGUCUGGAGUUUCUCCACCAGAACAAAAUAGUCUACAGGGAUCUCAAGCUGGAUAAUCUCUUGAUGGAUGCAGAAGGCUUUGUGAAGAUCGCAGAUUUUGGCUUGUGUAAAGAAGGAAUGGGGCAUGGCGAUCGCACCUCCACCUUCUGUGGUACCCCAGAGUUUCUGGCUCCAGAGGUGCUGAUAGAUAACAGCUAUACACGCUGCGUGGACUGGUGGGAGCUCGGCGUCCUCAUCUAUGAGAUGCUGUUGGGGGAGUGUCCUUUUCCUGGAGAUGAUGAGGAAGAAAUUUUUGACAGCAUUGUGAAUGAGGAAGUGCGCUGUCCCGCUAGCCUCUCUAAGGAGGCCCAAUCCCUCAUCCAGCAGCUUCUGCAGAAAGAUCCCACUCUGAGACUGGGAGCGGGAGAAGAGGAUGCCUCUGAGAUCAAAAGACACCCUUUUUUUCAGGGAAUGAACUGGGAUGCUCUGUUGGCCAAAAAGUUGAAGCCCCCCUUCCAGCCCGUCAUCCGGGCGCCGCAGGACGUCAGCAACUUUGAUGAGGAAUUCACUCAACUGAAGCCAGUGCUCACGCUGCCGCGGACGCCCUGCCCGCUCACCAGUGAGCAGCAAGAACUCUUUGCAGACUUUGACUUCUCCGCCAUGAGCUGACCUCUGGGGCUCUGUCCGCUUCUGCUGGAUCAGAUGAGCUGCAGCCAAACAUUUCUGCAGCUCAGGGAUCUACACCCAAGGUUUUACUGACAUACAUAUUACACCUAACUUCCUGCAAAUGCUCCUGUUUUUACUUUUGUCCUAAAGAACACUAUGUUUACACCUGAGCAACCUGUUUGUGAAACAACCAUAGCGCUUUUCUGUCCGGAAUAUUAAAGUGUAAAUACUUGAAAUCUUAAGUUUUCUACUGAAGACAUGACAUUUUAGUUCAACCUUUGUUGGAAUGUAAUGUAAACACAUUUUUCCUUUACAUGUCCUUGGUUGUUCUAAAUAUUCAGAGUUGUGUAGUAUAAGCCAAUAUUUAAAUCUUAAAUGUCAAUGAAUAAAUGCUCAACUUCAAGAGUGAAACUCAAUUGUUUAUUGUUCGCACAACUUUAUAUAAAUAAAUAAAAAACAUUGCAUAAAAUUCAGGAGUACACAACAUGAACUGAUAGUCUGAACAGAGGCUGUGUUUGUGUUGUUAAAACAGCUGGUAUCUCAAACACACUUAUUGCUUUCUUUUACAGAAACUAUUGCACAGGGGAAAACACCUUUUGGGUAUUGCAGUCUUUGUUCCAAGCUGAUGGUUCUGUUCAUUUCUCUGCCUAGAAAUUGUUAAAAGAAAAUAUUACAAUUGUAUAAAAAUGUUAAAUAUUUCAGUAAACAUCCUGUACAUCACUGUUGGAAAAAAAAAACUCAGGCAAUAAAACGCUUUAAACUUGA